Messenger RNA from Gilbertella persicaria, 2722 nucleotides. RefSeq lists its product as uncharacterized. Gene Ontology annotation, cellular component: nucleolus. Gene Ontology annotation, biological process: ribosomal small subunit biogenesis. Bases 13 to 2634 code for a protein of 873 amino acids. Gene Ontology annotation, molecular function: protein binding; RNA binding. The transcript is spliced from 9 exons. The record is from RefSeq and is a predicted model, not a curated record. Lineage: Eukaryota; Fungi; Mucoromycota; Mucoromycetes; Mucorales; Choanephoraceae.
CUUUAGAACUAAAUGCAGAACCAAAAAAAGUACUCGCAUAAAAAAAACUUUAGCAAGAACAAAGGUCCUGCUUAUGGAUCCACACUUCCUCGUGCUAUGCAAGAAGAGCUGAACGAGCAAGAGAAAGACGACCGUAAAUUUAGUAAGAAGUUUGUCGUCAAGGCCACCAACCGUAAAGAACAACGAAAACAAAAGAGAGCAGAGAAAGGAAAGCGUAAUGCUGAACGCCACCAAAAGAAAAGACCAUUUGAACAACAACCAGUGUUGAAUCACAACAACAACAACAACAACAACAACAAACGUCAAAAAACAGAAGAAAAUAAAGAACAAGCCAAGUUUACACAAGGUACAAAGGCUCCUAAAGAGACCAAAAAGUCUACCAAAGAUACCGGUAAAGCCAUGGAUCGUUUAUCUAAAGCAAAUCCUGGUUUGUACAAAAUAUUGCAAUCUGACAAUUUAGUUGAGAAUAAGAAUUCUGUGCAAGACGAUGAUUUCGCAGAAGAUGAUCGUGAUAUUGCUUAUUGGGAAAAGAGAUUGGGACUUGAUAAAAAGAAGAGCAAGAAGCUUGGCAAAGAUUUUGAGGAAGAUGGGCUUUUGGAUGUACUGGGUGACCUUGAUAAAACAGAACAAGAGGAUGAUGAUCAAGAAUAUCUGAGAAAAAAGAGACAGCAACAGGCCGAAAAGAAAAAGCAACAAUCUAUGCAAGCAAAUGCUGAGAAGACAAUGGAUGAUCUCUUUGCUGAUUUUGAGAGUGAUGAACAAGAUUUAGAUAAUGAUAACGGAGAAGAAAAUGAAGACAUCGAUAGCGAUGAAGACGAGGAUAUGCAAGAUAUGUCAGAAGAGAUUGAAGAUGAUGCAUCUGAUAAUGAUGAUGAAAGCGAAGAAGAAGAAGAAGAAGAGGAGGAGGAGGAGGAGGAGGAAAAGGAAGAAGUCAAGGCUGUUGAACAACCCAAGGCUAAUAUAGUUUCCAAAUAUGUACCUCCCCAUUUAAGAAAAACGGCCUCCAGUAAAUCAGAAAUGCAAAUUAAACUUCAAAAGCAACUCCAAGGCCAAUUGAAUAGAUUGAGUGAAAGUAACAUGGAAAGCAUUCUGUUAGAGAUUGAAAAGUGUUAUGGCACUUAUUCUCGUCAUGAUGUGACAUCCACUAUAUCUGAAUUGAUUUUAACAUCCAUUGCACAAAAAUCCAAUUUAUUGGACUCAUUUGUGAUAACCUAUGCUACUAUUGUUGCCAGUCUUUACAAGCUGAUUGGUAUUGAAUUCGCUGCCCAUUUUGUUCAGACAUGUAUUGAAAUGUUUGAAAAAGAAUACAAGAAAUGUAAACAAGCAAUCAAGCGUGAUGACAACAAUACUGAAGAAGGGCCAGAAGGUUCCAAAGAAUCCAAAAAUUUGUUGACCUUGAUCCUUGAACUAUAUAAUUUCCAAGUCUUGUCUUGUGUUCUUGUGUAUGACAUUGUUCGUAUGCUUAUCGAUGAAUUAGACGAAAACAACGUCGAACUCUUGUUAAGGAUUAUUCGAACUGCUGGUCCUGAAUUAAGAAGUGAUGAUCCAGCUUCUUUAAAACACAUUAUUGAUGAUAUUCAAAAAGAGACAGCAAAACGUGACCCUAGUACCAUCUCUACACGUCAUAAAUUCAUGCUUGAAACUAUUGCCAACGUCAAGAACAACAAGAUCAAGCAUGGCCAAACUGCCAAUGGUCACGGUGACAGGGAAAUGGUUUCUAAAAUGAAGAAGUUCCUGAAUGGAUUAUCCAAGAAGCGUGCUGUUCGUAGUACAGAAGCAUUGCGUGUGAGUUUAGAUGAUAUCCACAACAUAGAUACUAAGGGUAAAUGGUGGCUUGUGGGUGCUUCUUGGAAAGACAAUUUGGUUGGUACAGAGAGCAAGUUUAGCAAGAUGCCUGAAGAUUUAAAAAAAGAUCAAUCCCUUCAAGAAACAUUAUUAAAACUUGCAAGAAAACAAGGCAUGAAUACAGAUAUCCGUAGAACUAUUUUCGUGACCAUCAUGAGUUCCGAGGAUUAUUUGGAUGCAUUUGAAAAGCUCAUGAAACUAGGCCUAAGUGAAGUACAACAGCGUGAAAUUUGCCGUGUGAUGCUACAAUGCACAGGAAAUGAAAAAACAUUUAACCCUUACUACAUGCUGGUCAGCAAGAAAUUAUGUGAAAUGGACCAUUCAUUCAAGGUCACCUUUCAGUACUGCUUAUGGGAUUUUCUCCGAGAAUGCGGUGAAAGCGAAGUAGGCGGUCUUGAAAGAAGUCAUACCACACAAGGUCUAGAAACCAAAAACAUACGUAUUAGCAAACUCUCCAACAUGGCCAAAUUUUACGGGUCUUUGAUAGCAGAAAAUGCGCUUACGUUAGCUGUACUCAAGAGUAUCAACUUCAUGACCGUGAAACGUAACGGUCGUAUUUUCCUAGAAGUCCUUUUUGCCAAUUUACUCUUACAAUUACAUAAGGGUGGUGCACAAGCCAUCGCAAAUGUGUUUGGCAAGAUUCUUGAGUUACGUACACUUGCUCAAGGUUGUAAUUUCUUUAUGCUCGAGACUGUUGUUCAUGGUAAACAUUCUGGACUUGAGGAACCUGAUCUAGAGAAAGUUCGAGCCAGUUGUAAAAUUGCGAGAGAAGUGCUUGGUAGUAAAUAGACCUAUUAUCUAAUUUUUUGUGUUCAUAUAAAGAUCCUAGACUCAUUUACAAUGACUGCCUUAAUAAACAAAGAAACUAUGACUUUAC